Molecule: messenger RNA, 652 nt
Organism: Fusarium redolens
Lineage: Eukaryota; Fungi; Ascomycota; Sordariomycetes; Hypocreales; Nectriaceae
Exons: 1
Coding region: 59-388 (109 amino acids)
Source: RefSeq, a predicted model, not a curated record
AACUUGCUCAUAAUGAUACAUGUAGACAAUCUCGCUAGCGGAGUGAGCUAUACCAGCUAUGGUAACUGGGACGGGUACCCGUCCGCCUAUUAACCGCCAGGACCCAAUACCAAAGGGCACGGACCAUCAAAUCGUGUAUCAGGACCUGAUACGCGGGGUAAUUGGUACAGUAGGUGAAAAUAGUUGUCUUCUGUCUGGGAGGACCGAUUUAUCACUUGAUUUUGUUUACACUCUUACCACCUUGGCCGACUCGGUGCUCAGUUCCUUGCCGACCAAAGACUUUGCUGCCCGGACGUGUACAUCAUCACAUCGUCUGACAACGCAAAGUCUACGCGGGCGCAGAGCUCAAGCCAUGUCCGAAAUGGGACCCUCUACGUCGAGCAUUUGAGUACCAACCCCUGUGCAUGGCCGGGGAAUAUGAUCCGGUGGCAAUAAGCCGCGCAGGGGGCAUGUUACGGCUAUGGGAAGAAGCCUGCAUGUGGCAAUUUACCCGUCGCCAUUCCCGCUCGCUUUUUUAGCAUCCUCGUUAUUGCGUGAGUUGUGUGAUGCCCAUGGCAAGCAUUGACUCUGACUAUGAUCGCGAGCAUAUCGAACUGAGGUCGGUACCAUGGUGGCUGUUGGGCCGAGCGUGUCGAUACAAGGUGAGAUGAAG